ACACGCUGAUUAUUAAAUGAGGUCCAGCUGCUGCUCAGGUGAAGAACUCGCAGAAGACCUUGGCUCUCCCACCUCCAACCUACUGCAUCCUGAGGGUCCUUGCUUGUUUCCAGCUCCGGGACCUGAAGCCUGAGCUGGACGUCAGUAGAGAUGCAUCGCUACCCCGUGCUGCUGUGUCUGUGUUUGGAGGUUUGGGUAAAAUAUGCUGCUGCCAGUGACUGGUGCUACACCGGCUGUGCUCACACGCCGAGCACGUGGCCAGAGCUCCCCGGUUCUUCCUGCGGAGGAACCGCGCAGUCUCCCAUCGACAUCGUCACCGGCGACGUUCACACGGACCCAGGCCUGCUGGACUUCACGUUCGUGGGUUUCCUGCGCCAGCGCGUGGCCUCGGUCACCAACAACGGGCACACGGUAAACUACGGACUGGAGCAGAGCGGUGUCACAAUAGGAGGAGGGGGUCUGAAUGGAAGCUACACUCCCAUUCAGCUCCACUUCCACUGGGGUGACACCCAGUACCACCCGGGUUCAGAGCACACGAUCGAUGGAGAGAGAUACCCGGUGGAGAUGCACGUCGUUAGCCUGAAGACGGGCCUCACGAUGGCGCAGGCUCUGGCCGAUCCACAGGGAAUAGCCGUUCUUGGCUUCUUCAUAAACGCGACAGAUGAUGCAGCAGCAUCAGGACCGUGGCGCGCGCUCACAUCGUACCUCACCAACGUCACAGAUGCUGCGACUCCUGUAAAUAAAAACAUUUCCAUCAAUGACCUGAUCGGAACCGUGGACCUCAGCAGGUUCUACCGGUACGCGGGCUCCCUGACCACCCCCAACUGCACGCAGGCGGUUGUGUGGACCGUCUUUCACGAGCCAAUCAACAUCAACGUCAAUCUGGUCCGACAGUUUCCCGCGAAGACAGGACUCACUAAUGUUUAUCGGCCCACUCAAGCUCUGAACAGCCGCCGCGUGUCCGCCUCCCCCGCCACCCCACUUCCUCCCAGCGGUCACGAAUGGUGCUACGGCGCUUGUGCGAACGACGUGUCCCACUGGGACCUCCUGCCGGGCUCCUCGUGCGGCGCCACGCGCCAAUCGCCCGUCGAUAUCGACGCGCGCGCCGCGAGGACGGACGGGCGCCUGGACGCCUUCACCCUCACCAACUUCAGCAGCAGAAGCGCCUUCGCGUCCAUCACUAACACAGGCCACACAGUGACGUGUGGACUAAGGGACAGCGUGGUGGAGGUCUCUGGAGGAGGCCUGGGCCACGUCUACGCCGCCCUCCAGCUGCACUUCCACUGGGGCACGGCACACGCCUCGGGCUCGGAGCACACGGUGGACUCUAAGCGCUACCUGAUGGAGAUGCACGUAGUGAGCAAGAGGAAGGACCUGAGUUUGGCUGAAGCCAACCACAACCCCAGUGGCUUCGCGGUGCUGGCGUUCUUUAUUGAGGCGAGUUCUACAUCAAUUCCAGCAUCUGUGACUCACGCCUGGUCGACGCUGACCAGCUACCUGCCUACUAUUCAAAACAAAAGCUCCAGUGUUGAGCUCUCAGCAGCUCUCUCCAUCGACGACUUGCUCGGCGACGUGGACAGGGACUCGUACUACCGCUACAAUGGCUCCCUAACCACCCCCUUAUGCAACCAAGCCGUGGUUUGGACGGUCUUUAAAGAGUCCAUCAAGGUGGAUCGCAAGCUGUUGACGACGUUCCCCGACCAAAUGGGAUAUUACAGCGUGUUUCGCCCGGCGCAGCCUCUGAACGGCAGGACGAUCUACACCACCGGGUCGGCCUCCGCGUCCCCCGGGCCCGUGGCCGCGUACGUUCUGCUGGCGUGCCUGCGGCUUUUCGUGUAACUCCCGCGUGAACCUCCACCGUGGCCCCGUCUCACGUCCUGAGCAGAUCACUGGAGCGGUGGCGUUGGCGUGUAGUGGAGCUACUGUCCUCAGCCUUAGCACUUACUGGUCUAACCCUCGUUAGUGGGGAUGGACACUGGUGAAUUUACACCAUCAUUAAACACUAUCUGACCUGUUUAGUAGGUCCUUUAGAAAUAUAUGCUGUAGUCACUAAAAUGGGUGUGUGUUUGGUGAAAUGAUUUGGUGUUAGGAUGUGAUUUUAAAAUAUUAGUUGACUGAAUAUUUAUGCAGGACCUUUUUAAAUUAUUGAGUGCUUAGAGGGGAUUCAUUGGUUUUCCCUUCACAGAGCAUCAGUACGUACAGUAGUUGUGGAGGACGCCAUUGCAUCCAAAACAGGCUGAGAGGAUGAAGUCACGCUGUGAUUUCCCCAUUACCUUAGUUUUAUUGUUGUCUACAACAUGAAGACACGUAUUGUAACCUGUUGGAUUUGCUAAGAUUGCACAAUAAAUAUAUUGUAUAUUUGAAA
This is a messenger RNA of Betta splendens (Siamese fighting fish), 2365 nucleotides long. Its product is annotated as carbonic anhydrase 4-like. Gene Ontology annotation, molecular function: zinc ion binding; carbonate dehydratase activity. NCBI's taxonomy places the organism in Eukaryota, Metazoa, Chordata, Actinopteri, Anabantiformes, Osphronemidae. The transcript has 17 exons. Bases 151 to 1839 code for a protein of 562 amino acids. Gene Ontology annotation, cellular component: plasma membrane. The record is from RefSeq and is a predicted model, not a curated record.